AUGGCUGGAGAAAUUCCUGUGAAGAAGUUUAUUUUGUGUGGUGGUGAUGAUGAUGGCGAUGAUGACAAAUAUUACGAAGACAUGGGAAGUGAAUGUUGCCUUUCACUAGAUCAGCUGACUUUAGAACCCAGAAGAAAGAAGCUUCUUGUUUUUGAUCUGAAUGGGUUACUAGUCUACAGGGUUUAUUGUUCCAACAAGCCAGAAUUUCCAAGUGAUCGUACACCGGAUGGGAGAUUUGGAAACCAUCUAGUUUUCAAAAGACCUUUUGCUGAGGAGUUUGUGCAAUUUUGCCUUGAAAGAUUUGAGAUCGGAAUAUGGUCUUCUGCCGUAGAGAAAAACGUUGAUGCUGUCUUAGAUUGUAUGAUGGCAAAUCAGAGAAAUAGACUAUUAUUUGUGUGGGGUCAAUCUCAAUGUACAGAUUCUGGGUUCAAGUCCUUGGAGAAAAGAAUGAAGCCUCUAUUUUUCAAAGAACUGAAGAAAGUGUGGUAUCAUUUCGGCAGAAAGUAUUCUGAAUGUGAUACUUUGUUGAUUGAUGAUCAACCAUACAAGGCCCUACUCAAUCCUGCUCACACAGGGAUUUUUUUGGAAUCCUACAAUCCUGACAAUGCUAGUGAUAAUUUAUUGGAUCCAAAUGGACAGCUAGGGGUGUAUUUGGAUGGCCUUGCGGCUGCGACUAAUGCUCAGGUUUAUGUGAAGGAGAACCCUAUUGGAGUGCCUGCAAUUUCAUCAGAUCAUCCUGAUUGGAAUUUCUACUCUGAAGUCCUUCGAGGGAUUAAGGGAGAAAGUGAGGAAAAGAUUACGCCUCAGCAACAAGAGUCUUGA
Molecule: messenger RNA, 822 nt
Organism: Rosa chinensis
Lineage: Eukaryota; Viridiplantae; Streptophyta; Magnoliopsida; Rosales; Rosaceae
Exons: 1
Coding region: 1-822 (273 amino acids)
Molecular function (GO): protein binding; phosphoprotein phosphatase activity
Source: RefSeq, a predicted model, not a curated record